GGGAAUCUCAUCGUCGGCUUCAGCUCCAGCCGAGGUGUCCAUUGAAAGUCGGAAGUUAUUUUGAUAGUUUGAUAAACUUACCAAAAUGGCAGAAGACGACACAUACGAGUCAAUGCUCUGCGUAAAGCCCGAGGUCCAUGUUUACCGGAUUCCGCCGCGAAGUUCCAACCGUGGAUAUCGAGCUGCUGACUGGAAGCUGGAUGAGCCUGCUUGGAGUGGUAGGAUGAAAAUCACUGCUAAAGGAAAAAUGGCCUUCAUUAAGUUAGAGGACAAGAACACAGGAGAGUUGUUUGCCCAAGCUCCAGUCGAACAGUAUCCAGGCAGUGUAGUCGAAGCUGUCACAGACUCAAGCCGGUAUUUUGUCAUCCGUAUAGAGGAUGGCAACGGACGUCACGCUUUUAUCGGCCUCGGUUUUGCUGAUCGUGGGGACUCAUUUGACUUCAACGUCGCUUUACAAGACCAUUUUAAGUGGGUGAAGCAAGAAGGUGAACUUGCAAAACUGGAAGCAUCUCAGAGCAAUGCACCUAAGCUGGACCUCAGCUUCAAAGAAGGACAGACUAUCAAGAUCAGUAUCGGGAAUAUCAAGAAGAAGGAUGCAGGUGGUGCCAAAGCACGGCCCAUGGGUGGGGGUCUGCUGCCACCUCCGCCAGGUGCAAAGGCUGGAGGUCUCAUGCCACCUCCUGUUGGACCACAAACAGUCCCAGCUGCACAGACUAACCCUGCCCCGCUUUUAGACUUUGGCUCCCCGGCCCCUGCAGCCCAGCCCAGCGCUGACCUAUGGGGGGAUUUUACAUCUGCUGGUUCCAACUCCAAUAAAGACGCUGCGCAAUCAGGCUGGGUGCAGUUUAGCUGAGGUUUGAGGAAGCAUGCACACACUCAGGUUGCAUACAUUCCACGGACAGCAGGAUUGUGGGAAAAGGAAACGGAGAGAGAGAGAGAACUGUUAGCAAACUUGACCGGCUCAUUCACUGCACCUGAUCUAUAAAGAGACUGUUAAUAUACAACUGCAGCCUGCUGACCAACAAACUCUGGAGGAUCAAAUAGUAAAAUAUUUGUAUUUUUACACUCGGCUUCAAUUUCUAGACUCUUCUAUGCAACCAUUACUCUGCUCCAUGUCUUUACGACAUCAAGCACAAGUUCUCAGUUAUCUCUUCACACCAGCAACACUCAUCUCAACUUUGUUUUAAACCAUUUGGGAAAAGGAAAGGUUACCUAUUGAAGUAUCCAUGUUUUUCAUUUAGCUGUAAACCAGCAUGUGUGUGUGAUUUUUUUCUCUUCAUUUUAGUCAUUCUUUUAGAUCUCUCAAAUUACUGUUCAAAUUUAAAUAGUUUAAUUUUAAACCUCUUACUCCUUCAUUAUAAAACACCCAGACUUAAAAAAAAAAAAAUCAUCCUUUGGGAGGAAAAAAAAGUCUUAGUUGCCAUUUUGUUCGUGUGUCCUUUUUGUACACUCUGCAUUGUCCUUUCCUAGUGUUCUUUUUUUUUUAAAUGUGCCUUUUACCAAAUUGAAUUUUCCUAAAUUUUUUGAUGCUAAUACAAACAGUUAUUUGAUCAAGUGCCUUCCUGAAAAAAAGAUCCAAAAUGUAUAAAUGUAUGUCUCCUUGUAAAUAAAACAAUAUAUUUCA
Cheilinus undulatus (humphead wrasse) is the source of this 1624-nucleotide messenger RNA. RefSeq names its product NECAP endocytosis associated 2 (gene necap2). The record is from RefSeq and is a predicted model, not a curated record. Gene Ontology annotation, biological process: endocytosis. Gene Ontology annotation, cellular component: clathrin vesicle coat; membrane. The transcript is spliced from 8 exons. Lineage: Eukaryota; Metazoa; Chordata; Actinopteri; Labriformes; Labridae. Bases 86 to 853 code for a protein of 255 amino acids.